Molecule: messenger RNA, 384 nt
Organism: Parnassius apollo (apollo)
Lineage: Eukaryota; Metazoa; Arthropoda; Insecta; Lepidoptera; Papilionidae
Source: the annotation of a GenBank genome assembly
AUGCCUAAUGGUGAAAAAAUCCUACGGUCAUGGAUGGUUUAUUCCCUAACCUCUAAAAACCUGUACUGUUUCUGCUGCCAUAUAUUUGCUAUGGCCAAUAAUACCAAUGCGGGAACAUUUACGACUGGAUUUCAAAAGUGGUGGAAAUUAAAUCCGAAAGUAGCUGACCACGAAUAUUCAAAUGAACAUCUAGAAAAUCUUGAGAAAUGGAAAACUUUAGAAAUGAGACUAAAAUUGAAUAAAACAAUAGAUGAUGCAGGUUUGCAAUUGAUGGAUACAGAAAAACAGAAGUGGAAGCAUCUUUUGACUAGAUUACUGGAUAUAACUUUAUUUCUGGCUAAACAAAACUUGGCGUUUCGUGGACAUGAUGAAGGACAAGACUAA